This is a messenger RNA of Paramormyrops kingsleyae, 12724 nucleotides long. RefSeq names its product ATPase plasma membrane Ca2+ transporting 4 (gene atp2b4). Gene Ontology annotation, biological process: calcium ion transmembrane transport; regulation of cytosolic calcium ion concentration. The record is from RefSeq and is a predicted model, not a curated record. Lineage: Eukaryota; Metazoa; Chordata; Actinopteri; Osteoglossiformes; Mormyridae. Gene Ontology annotation, cellular component: plasma membrane; intracellular membrane-bounded organelle. Gene Ontology annotation, molecular function: P-type calcium transporter activity; ATP binding; ATP hydrolysis activity.
CUUCGCGCGGUAGCCCCCAGCUCGACUCCGCCGACACCUCCCUCCCUGUUUUACAGCCAGAACAAUCGCUGGCGUUUAGUUGUGUGCUGUUCUUCGCCUUUAGUUGGAGGUAAUUUGUUUAUAUCUGCGUACUUAACACGGACAGCACAGUUGUGGUGAAGAACUUACCUUACGGAAAGAAAGAGAGAAAGAGAAGAAAAACUGACAACACCGGACUCUUACAUAGUACAAGCCUGACCGAGGAAUAUUCCCAUACCGAUAAUUUCCCCCCUUUUUCCUCAAACGGAAAUGCAUUUUUACUGCUAAUAUGGAUAUGAGUCUUUCUUUGAGUAUAUUCAUAUAAAAAGUAAGCUGCAAUAUAAUUUGCACUUUGAUAUGAUGAUGCCACUUGUUUGAUGAAAGCAACUCACGCAGGACUAAAUACCGCUCAUACUGAGGGGGGAAAUUGCUUCAGAACUGUUUGUCUUUUCUUGAUGUACGUUUAAUGUCGAGAUUUUCCGUUUGUGUGUAAGCUUUCUCCGUUUAGAAAGCAGAAGUAAAGGGAAAAUAAAUCGCGGAUUGCUAAAAAAUACCAAAAGAAAACCGAUACUCGGUUGUUUCUACAAAUGUUGAAAAGAACAAACAGGUCUUUGGCGGAUAUUUCUCACUCCUUAAGGAAGUUCCUGCCAUACUGAGAUUUUUUUCCAACGUUGUCUAUUUCCACACAGCGUUAACUGGCUGAGAAGACAAGCCUUGCCCUCUCCCCUGACUGACCGAAAGGACAGUGGACGGGAUUCGUGUUUCAUUAACACGAACUGGCAGAAGCUGGGAUUAAAACGACGAGACACUAAAAUACACAAAUUACAAAGGGAGAAGAUUCGCCUGAUUUAUCUCCUGUUGCUGCCACGCUUCGCUUGAGAUGCUGCAUCCGUCAUCAGAGUAAACAGGAAAAGAUAUUUAAACUGAGAAGUCUGAAGAAGAUGUUUCCUGUUUUUUGUUAGAAAUUGCUACCACUAUUGUAACAUGCACUUUAUGGUUAGGCUUUAUUCAGGAAUAUCCAUCACAGCUAAAGUUUGCUCCCGUUUCCAGCACCAAGAGUUGGAAAAAAAAGGUUUAGGCGAGUCCUCUUUAAACUAACACUCUAAGAAGAGUUUAUGCCCUUAGGUAAAAGUGGAGGUCAAGGAGAGGGCAUAAUAGGGCUUUAACAAGUGCUCUACACCAGACGAGGACCUCUUAUCUAGUUUCAUUACUUUUAUUGUUGCGAUUGUGACCAUCUAAUCUGAAUAAUAUACAGCACUGAAUUCAAGCAAUUACCCUGAUACACAAUCAGUGCAAGAUGGCCAACAACACUGCUGACCACCUGCCUGGGAACUCAGUUGUAGAGGGAAACCACAAUGGGGAAUUUGGCUGCACAGUGAAGGAGCUCCGGGAGCUGAUGGAGUUGAGGAGCGCCGAGGCUGUCACCAAGAUCCAGAAUAACCACGGAGAUGUGCAGGGCCUGUGUCAUAGGCUGAAGACAUCUCCCAUUGAGGGUCUUUCUGGCAACCCUACGGACCUGGAGAAGCGCCACAGCGCAUUUGGGAAGAACUUCAUUCCGCCCAAGAAACCUAAGACCUUCCUGCAACUUGUAUGGGAGGCCCUACAGGAUGUCACACUCAUUAUUCUGGAGAUUGCAGCCAUCAUAUCUUUGGGACUUUCCUUCUAUCACCCACCAGGGGGCGACAGCGAAUUGUGUGGCCAGGCAGCAGCUGGUGUGGAGGAUGAAGGCGAGGCACAGGCUGGCUGGAUUGAGGGAGCAGCUAUCCUGUUUUCUGUCAUUAUUGUGGUGCUGGUGACGGCAUUCAAUGACUGGAGCAAGGAGAAGCAGUUCCGAGGGCUGCAGAGCCGCAUUGAGCAGGAGCAGAAAUUCACUGUUAUCCGGAAGGGCCAGGUCAUUCAGAUCCCUGUUGCUGAAAUAGUGGUGGGAGAUAUCGCCCAAAUCAAAUACGGUGACCUGUUGCCAGCAGAUGGAAUCCUGAUCCAGGGGAAUGACCUUAAGAUUGAUGAGAGCUCACUAACCGGGGAGUCCGACCAGGUCAAGAAGUCCUUUGAGAAAGAUCCCAUGCUGCUUUCUGGUACUCAUGUAAUGGAAGGAUCUGGAAGGAUGGUGGUCAGUGCGGUCGGCCUCAACUCCCAGACCGGAAUCAUCUUUACACUGUUAGGUGCAGGAGGUGAAGAGGAGGAGAAAAAAGUGAAGAAAGGUAAAAAACAAGCGGCUCCAGAAAAUCGCAACAAAGCUAAGACCCAAGAUGGGAUUGCCCUUGAAAUCCAGCCACUGAAGAGUGAGGAGGGAGCUGAGUCUGAGGACAAGGAGGAGAAAGAAGAGAAGGAGACCCGGAAAGUCAAUGUGACCAAGAAAGAGAAGUCGGUGCUGCAGGGCAAGCUCACCAGGCUGGCUGUGCAGAUUGGCAAGGCUGGUCUGAUCAUGUCUGCUGUAACAGUGAUCAUCCUCAUCCUGUACUUUGUUAUCGACACUUUCGGCGUCCAGGGACGCCCCUGGUUGAAGGAAUGUACACCCAUUUACAUUCAGUACUUUGUGAAGUUCUUCAUCAUUGGCGUGACAGUGUUGGUUGUGGCUGUUCCUGAGGGAUUGCCUCUUGCGGUCACCAUCUCCCUGGCGUACUCUGUAAAGAAAAUGAUGAAGGACAACAACCUUGUCCGGCAUCUGGAUGCCUGUGAGACCAUGGGAAAUGCGACAGCCAUCUGCUCUGACAAGACGGGUACUCUGACCAUGAACCGCAUGACGGUGGUGCAGGCUUAUAUCGGUGACACACACUACCGCACUGUGCCCGAGCCAGAAGUACUGCGACCAGAGACACUGGAGCUGAUGGUUAACAGCAUUUCCAUCAACUCUGCAUACACAACCAAGAUUCUGCCCCCAGAAAGGGAAGGGGGACUGCCUCGCCAUGUGGGAAACAAGACUGAAUGCUCACUGCUUGGUCUAGUGCUUGAUCUGAAGCGAGAUUAUCAGCCGAUCCGCGAUGAGGUGCCAGAAGAGAAACUCUACAAGGUUUACACCUUUAACUCUUCACGGAAGAGCAUGAGCACAGUGCUGAAAAACCCAGAUGGUACAGGCUACCGCAUGUAUAGCAAGGGUGCCUCCGAGAUAAUCCUUCGCAAGUGUUCCCGCAUCUUGGAUGCCUCUGGCCAGCCUAGGGUGUUUAAGCCAAAGGACCGUGAUGAGAUGGUGCGAAAAGUGAUAGAGCCCAUGGCUUGUGAUGGCCUGCGAACUAUCUGCUUGGCCAUGCGGGACUUUCCCGGCGAUACUGAACCCAAUUGGGACAAUGAGAAUGAGAUUCUGUCUGACCUGACCUGUAUUGCAGUGGUGGGCAUUGAGGACCCUGUACGGCCAGAGGUCCCUGAAGCUAUUUCUAAGUGCCAGAGGGCUGGGAUCACUGUGCGCAUGGUAACUGGGGACAACAUCAACACGGCCCGUGCCAUUGCCACCAAGUGUGGCAUUCUGCAACCUGGAGAGGAUUUCCUGUGCCUGGAAGGCAAAGAGUUCAACCAACAAAUUCGCAAUGAUAAAGGAGAGGUGGAGCAGGAGCGUCUGGACAAGGUAUGGCCCAAGUUGCGGGUCUUGGCACGCUCAUCCCCCACGGACAAGCAUACACUAGUGAAAGGCAUCAUUGACAGUACAGUUGGGGACACACGGCAAGUAGUGGCAGUGACAGGAGAUGGAACCAAUGAUGGCCCUGCCCUCAAAAAAGCUGAUGUUGGAUUUGCAAUGGGCAUUGCUGGUACAGAUGUGGCAAAAGAGGCCUCAGACAUCAUCCUGACAGAUGACAACUUUACUAGCAUCGUCAAGGCAGUCAUGUGGGGCCGCAAUGUCUACGACAGUAUCUCGAAGUUCCUUCAGUUUCAGCUUACAGUCAAUGUGGUUGCAGUCAUUGUAGCCUUCACUGGUGCCUGCAUCACCCAGGACUCCCCUCUGAAGGCAGUGCAGAUGCUCUGGGUGAACCUGAUUAUGGAUACCCUGGCCUCCCUGGCUCUGGCUACAGAGCCUCCCACAGAGUCACUACUUCUAAGGAAGCCAUAUGGUCGUGACAAGCCACUCAUCUCCCGGACUAUGAUGAAGAAUAUCCUGGGCCAUGCUGUCUACCAGCUGACCAUCAUCUUCACUCUGCUUUUUGCUGGAGAGAAGUUAUUUGACAUUGACAGUGGACGCAAUUCUCCCCUUCAUGCCCCACCAUCAGAACAUUACACUAUUGUCUUCAAUGUCUUUGUCAUGAUGCAGCUGUUCAAUGAGAUAAAUGCCCGUAAAAUCCAUGGCGAGAGGAAUGUCUUUGAGGGUGUUUAUCGCAAUCCAAUCUUCUGUAGUGUUGUUCUAGGCACAUUUUUUCUGCAGAUCAUCAUUGUGCAGUUUGGAGGGAAGCCAUUCUCAUGCACUGCCCUGAAAAUUGACCAGUGGUUGUGGUGUAUCUUCAUUGGUGUGGGGGAGUUGCUCUGGGGUCAGUUCAUCUCUGCCAUCCCAACGCACCGAUUGAAGUUUUUGAAGGAAGCUGGUCAUGGUAUCCCCAAGGAGGAGAUCCCGGAAGAGGAGCUGACAGAGGGGGUGGAUGAGAUCGAUCAUGCUGAGAUGGAGCUCCGCCGCGGGCAGAUUCUAUGGUUUCGUGGUCUGAACCGUAUCCAGACUCAGAUUAAAGUGGUUAAUGCAUUCCGUAGUUCCCUUUAUGAAGGUCUCAAGAAACCAGAAUCCAAAAGUUCCAUCCAUAACUUCAUGUCCCAUCCAGAGUUUGUCCCAAUAUCUGAAGAGGCGGUUACAGUCCCUGUAGUUGAGGAGAGCACUGCUGAAGCUGAGAUUGAGACUCUCCCCAGUUUCUCUAAAGAAAGACAAAACUUCCUCUAACCACCUCUGUAGUUUUCUGGUCUGUUCCACUGCCACCAACACUCUAGUAAUCCUGAUCCCUAUUCUACGUCUUGGACACCGCAUUCAGAAAAUCUCUCUAGUGGACUUUUGGACAUUCUGCAGCAACCAACUGUCUGCGACACUUUCCUCUAUGAAGCAGGCAAAGACCCCCCCUCCCCCAGAGUGUGUAUACUGUAAGUACUGGUGGUUGCAUUACACAGUGUACACUAAGAGGUGGGAAUGUCAUCUUGGGCUGCAUCUUCCACCUCACCCAAACACCACACAAACUCCAUUCCUGUCUUUAUUUUAUUUCUCGUAUAAUCUAUUUAUUUUGUUUUUGUUUUUACCUAAAACUUUUUUUCUACACAUUUUUUUCUACCUAGUAAAAUGUGUUUUUAGAUUUUUGUAUUCACGUAUAUACUAUAUGCAUACAUAAACCUAAAUAAUUACAUGUGUAUAUGUAUGUAUGUGUAUAUAUUGUGCAUGCAUAUGUCUUUAUAUUUCACAGUAAACCAUAAUGCUAAUUGGCAGGUAUGUGCUAUACAAUUAGGUGCUGUUAUUCAAUAGUUCUGUCACUGAAACAUUUAUGUAAUUUUAUUUGUGUUAAGACAAGAAUGAGUCUCUAGCUGUGCUACUCCUUCAAGUGAAUAAGUCAGUCAGUAAGUAUAUAAAUAAAUGUCCAUAACAGUUCAAAGUCAAUGAGCACCAAUCUGCAGCUUAAAGUUAAGGUAAGGUUCAAAUAAAUCCUCCAAAAUACUAAGUCAGGAUAUAGACUAGUGAAAAAUCCAGUAUGAAUUCAUGUUUGUCAUGGAGAUUUAUAGUCUAUCACAAACACGUUGUCUGCUUGCAACAAUUUAUCUAGAUGAAUAUAAUAUUAAAUAUUAUUUAUUCAUGAUAGAACUUACUCUUUCAUGCCUUUUAAUUUAGGGAGAAAGUAAAAUGGCACAUUUUACCUUGGAAUAAAAUUGUGCUAAAAUAUUUCUGUUCAGGGCCUGUAAAUGAUGUAUUGCAAUUUUUAAUUCCUGAUGUAAAGAAUCCUUUUAUUUAGAAAAAGAAAUGACAUAAGAACUGAAUAAACACACACUAUCACCACUAUGAAACAUACCAUAAGAAGCCUAAUGAUAUAGCACACCUGUGCAUGGUUAAAUGUAAAUUUAAGUAAUACUUACCAAGCAUUCGUAUGCAACAAAUGAUCUUUGUUCAGUCCUGUAACUCUUCUGUUAGCCAACAGCUGCAUAAAUACUCUGGUCUCCUGGUUUGAUGAAAAUGUUCCUGAAUGAUGUUUUCUUAUGGUUACCAAUACUGCAGCACUGCCAUGUUUAAACCAUGCUUUUUAUCUACCUAUUGUUCUGUGAAAACUACUACUACUGUACUAUUUAGUCAUUAGCCAUAUUUUCAAAUUAAUUUGUAUCCCAUUCACUUAGAUUUCUUCUUUCUCAUCUUCCAAGCCGGCCAAAACAAAAAUUGUUUCACUGCCCUCAGAUGGAUCACUGUUGUUUUUCAGACAAAGCAAAAUGUAAUGAUUGACUUCUCUAAGAACAUGUUGAGAAAAGAUUUUUGUCUUUUUAUUUUUUAUUUUUUUUGUGCAAUUUUUGCGAAACCUCUUGGAUUUCAUAUAAACAAAUUAACCGUUUAAAAAUGUUCUGUAUUUUUAUAUUUAGUAUUUUUAAUAAUAUUCUCUCUCAUAUACACAUACAUACACACAAAGCUUAGGUCACAUUUAAUAAAUGAGAUAAAUGAGGAAUACCAAAAAAAAAUAAAUUUAGCAUAUUACCCUAUGGUUUGAAACUGUUCUUGAUGUUUACCCCAUUUGACAUGACACUGGGCAGAUUUCUUGAAUUAGCACCAUCCAACAAGUAUACUAUGACUGCAUAACUUGCAGUACUAUAUUAAUCUUUAUUUAUGUUGCUAUUGCACCAACUUCCUACUAUAAAGUAUAUGUGCGAUAUAUAUUACUUUCAUAGAAACGUUACUGAUUUUCUUUUUCUGCAAUACAUUAGUGAGUAGUUAUCAAUGGAAUAUAAAGCAAGAAACAGAACUUCAUCAAUAUGGAAUACUUUUGAAGUAUUUUUAUAUAUAUAUAUUCUAUAUUUUUCUGUUAUGAUUGAAUUAUCAGCAGGUAUAAUUUACUGAGUAAGAGGAAUGGUGCUUCAGAUUACUGUUUUUGUUACCUUGUUUAGCAAAAAAAUCUUUGAUGUUGCCAAUUAUUAAAUAUUCCUAGAAAAUACAUUUUAAAUGAGAGAACACCAAGGCAGUUUUUCACUGAUGUACUUUGAAAGUAAAGUGUUACUGCCAUAAGAGGGUGUAAAGCACACAAGAAUCCAUUUGGUGAUUACAGUUACAGGCGUUAGAGAUGUUAUUCAGUGGGCCAUUUGAAACAGAAACUAGCUUAUAGUUCUAUGAAAGCCUUAGAUACGCAAAACUUUUCAAAAUGACUCUUGCACAUCCAACUUACUGUAAAUAAUGAAAGCGAUUGUGAUUUGCAGGUAAAUUGUGAGUAAUCAAAUGUCAGGGACCACCAGCAAAGCUUUAGGAAUGUUCUGCCAAAGUGUUGUGUACAGUCAAAGCUUUCUUUUUCCAUUUUCUCUAACAAAUUGCUAUAUAUACUAAUAUUACUUGUGCUCCCUUUAUUGUUUGCAUUGUUGAAGUGUUGUUGAUAUAAUCUUGUUUAAAGGCCUCCUUUUUAAAGGUUUUCAAUGCGCUGCUGUGAUCUGUUUUGACUUGAUUGCCCUUCAAAUAUCAUUGUUUAAAUAAUUUCUUUAUUUGUAAUCCCCACUAGGUGGACAGUAUAACAGGAGUUACUUUUCAGGAAAGAUGCGCAACAGUCAAAUAAGUAAACUAUGGUGAAAGCAAGGUAUUGUUUGGUCUGCUUAGAUGCCCUUGACAGCUGUUACACUUUUUCGCACAGAUAAUAGUUCUCUCUAUUGUAUAAAAAUGCUUAAAGGUGUUCUGCAAUAACUAUUGAAUGAUGGUUACAUAUAAGAGCUAAAUUUCUGUUCAGAGCAUGACUCUGCUGAUCUUUUAUUUUUUUUUAAAUUUCCCAAUUUUUAUUGAAUUUGGUGGCAUACUGGGGAACAAGAUGCAACGGCUGUAAAUAAUAUCAUAAUUUAAAAUCAAAAAUCCGUUGUUUAAUUCAUAUUUACUUAAAACAGGUUGGCAUAAUUUACAUCCUGUUUAAAAUAUAUUUUAACAUAAUGUUUCUUGUGGGGGAAAAAAAGGAUAACUUAGCAGUCAGAACAUUUUAGUGAUUUAUAAGAAAUAAUAAGCACUGGUGUUUGUUUAAAUCUUAUAUCAUUUGUGUGGCAUGCAUGAUAAAAAUUUGAUGGGUCAAAGCAAUAUAUACACCUGGUGCAAUUGGUGUUUUAGUGUCCUGUGUUGCCUAUACCAUGCUAUGUAUAUAUUAAAAAAAACUUUUUUGGGGGGGAAAAAGAAAACUAGAAAGGACUAACUGGUUAAUAUACAAUAUAUUUUGUGUGUUUGUGUGUGUGUGUGUAUACACACACACAUGUAUAUUAGGGGUGUAACCGUUCAGUAUGUGUCACGGUUUUAGGACCAUGGUAACAGUUCGGUUUCGGAAUCUUUGUAUUUAUCUUUAUCUUUAUAUUUAUGAAGAAAAUAAAAACACAUCACCCUAAUUAAUUUAAUUAAACAGUGAACUCUGUUUCAAUAUAACAACUCUUCAUUCAGAAAAAUGGCAGCAUGACUAACUAGGCACAGUUUGUGUCUGUACUGUAUAAAAUUAAGGAGAGAAAAGCAUUAAAAUUAUAAGUGCUUCUAAACUUUAAUAAUCUGUAAGUACUUUUUAUUUGAAGAGAAUUUAUAUGAAGCUAAAUGUGUCACUGUUAAAAAGCAAACACAAGCAGUUGCAACACAGUAAGUGUAGAUGGAUAAUCAAUAUUACUCCACAACCCAAGAGAGCGUGUGUUUUUGAUAUGGUACACCCACAUAAAGAGGACAAAAAAAAAAUAUUGCUCCGAGUUGUUGAGUAAUUAUAAUAAAGAAGAUGACAGCUGUUUUAAAACAAAAUACUGUAUUAACAGGCUUAGUAAUAGCAAUGGCACAACAAGGAAACCAAGAGUUUACAUGACACGAUUACACGCUAACAAAAUGCACACAUUCCACAGCAAAUAUUACACAGUUAAGACAUUUGCAAUUAACACAAAUACACACUUUAAUAUACAUCAUUUAAAAAGUAGUGCAGUUCUGUACAAAGUAUGCAGGCUGCUGACCAACCCCACGGCAUUACUUUGUGUCAGCCAUUUGUCAACAAUGGGUGAGAUCAUUGCUCAUACAACGUUGUAUUGCUGAAAUGACAUAGAAUAUGAAUAUACAGCUACCUUUAGCCAGGAGGAAGAUGACCCCACUUUUUAUUAGUAUUUUUGGGGAAAAAAAAACGUCUUACAUUUGCGACAAUACAUGUAGGAAAAUGACAGGCAUAUAGUAAUACCACGGUUAAUGUGUGUGUAUUGAACCGUCGGGGCGUACCAGACAGUUUAAUAAUAUGAUAAUAUACCGUGUACUGUUACUACCCAAAUGUGUAUACACACACACACACACACACACAACUCUAGAACAAAUUGACACCACUCCAUUGUUUUUUUUUUUUUAUUUGCAUUGUUAAAUUCUCAUAAAAUUUUACACAGAAGCAUACCCAUAAAUUGAGAAAUGAGUGAAACUAAAAAUGUUGCUUUGGUCUCUUAAUUUUUUCCAGAGCUCUCUCUGUGUAUGUGAAUGUGUGUGUGCAUGCGUGCGUGUGUAAAUAUACAGAUACACACUCACUGUCUGUCUGUGUUAAAUGUUUGCUAUGGAGUGAGACGCAACAAAGAGAUGUACACAUGUACAUAAGUACACUUUAGGUAUAGUUUUAUAUAGGGAUACCUUCUAACAAGGUCUGUUUUGAAGCUUUUAAUUUUACAUGGCAACUUGAAGAUAUGUUUUUUUGGAAGUUUUAGUGGGAUUUAAAUCUUUGUUUCAAAGAUUUAAUGCCAAAUGUUGUCUGAGAUAUGAUGACAACUGAAAUGUCUACUAAAUUUCUUAAUUAAAGGAAAACCUGCAAAAUGGAUGGGCUCGUCCAUCUUCUGAGAUGCACACAUUCAUCUGAUUAACAGGCAGGCUUUGUACAGCCUCCUCCUUGUAGACUGUGCAUUCCAGACGCACAGACAGAGAGCUAUUCCCUGCUCGGGAGAAACCCACACUGCCAAGAUGCUGUAUGGGAGUUGGCAGCUGCAUCCAAUUUUAAAAGAGCAAGUAAAGUUUAAAGCUUUCCUUUUAAAAUGUUCUCUGUAGAGAUGCUUGUUUUGUACAUUUCUUUGCUAAAAUUCCAUUCCUUCUUCCUUAAACUCUUCUUAGAGCUGCUGUCAAUUAUCAUUUUUUCUGGUUGCAGGGAACAGUGUUUGUAUUCAUUUAUAUUAUUGUGUCUAAAAUUAAUUUUCAUAGAAGUAGGCAUCAUAGUUCUGUAGUAUAUUUGCUUUCAAAACAUUCCUUUUAAACAAAAUCUAGUGAUGGGUUACAGAUUACGUAUUUUACAUACGAUUAUUUUAUUACCCUUAACCUCUCAAUAACAUGUAGUUUGCAUAGAAAGUAUUUGCUAAGUUUCAUAGACGGAUUUUCAAAGCCAGAUGCUUUACAAGUUACAGAAUUGGAUGUAGGCUGUAAAUUAGUGGUUCUCAACCUUUUUUGCACUGCUACUCAGUUUUUACCAUGCCAGCUCAGUCGUGGCCCUAUAUCAGGUAUACUGUAGGUUUAAAUUAACCUUAUGAUCAAGCACGCAGUGCACUCUGCAAUUUAUGCCAAUCAAUGCCUAUCGCACAAUUAUGAUUGGAUGUGCUAUGGAAUUUUAAAUUAAGCAUCUGUGGUUUGGUUUCUUGGAUUGGUUGAAUGUUCACUAGUUUUGCUCUAACCAUUUGCAGACCCAAGACCCAUUUCUGAAGGUUAGUCCUAGGAUUGGGACUGGGAAAUCUGAUCGUGGAUCAGCAUAGGAUUUUGCUGGUUUUAAAAUGCUUACUUUUCCAACUCUGCUUGCAACCCUUUCAUAACUUGCCGAGACCCAAAUUUUGGUUGUGACCCAUGUGUUGAGAAUCCCUGCUUUAAAUAAUUGUUCUAAAGUUGGUGUGAGUAUAAGUCCGCUUGGCAAAGGUUAUAACAGUUAUAUUACUUUCUAUCAUAACAUUAAACCAUAGUUAUUUACAGAUUUACUAAAAUGCUUUAAAUGAUGUAAAUAACCCUAACAAAAGAUUUUUUGUGGAUAAAAGAUUAUCCACACAUUAAACUUAUAAAGAUACAUUGUCCCUGACGUAGUUAUUGCAUGUAUGAAAACCUUUGAAAAGUGCAAAAUAUCUCUAUAUGAUAUACAAAACUAGGAGAACACUUGUUUAAUCUUUUUUUUUUUUUAAAUAUACAUGAAGGUUUACAAAAAGCUGCCUUUCAUAUUGGUUCCUGGCCUAAUCUGAAGUGACAGCUUAUUUGUGACUAUGAUGAGUAUUGAUGUACACAAUGAAACUUUCAAAAAGCUAUUGUGCUUUCCUGUUUGUGUCCACUGUUUACAAUCACUGCCAAUGCAGAGUGAUGCCAUAGGUAUGGAAAAAUAAGUGGGGCAUCCAUGUGUAUGAUUCAAAUUUUGUUUGAGUGCUUUAGCAUUUUAAGACAUUUGAUUUACCUAGUGAAAAAUAAGGAUUGUUCCCUCCCUGUUAACAUACAAUAUACAAUUCUGUGUUUCUUUCCAUGCCAGAUGUAUGUGAUGAUGUUGCUUGAACUGCCAGCUGUCUGAUAUGGCAUAGACUGAUCUAGGUGUUAAAAAAUGCUGUUUGACCUAUAAGUUAUAGAUUAAAGAUCUUGAAAGGGAAUAUAAUUAAGGUGCUUUAGUAAUAUAUGUACCCGUAUAAAGGGUAAAUAAGCUAUGUUAAGGAUUGAACUUGACACUGGUAGCAUUAGAACUGCCAGGAUAAAACUGUCAUCCUCAGAUGUAGAUAUCUUAAUAAAGAGAACAUGUUAGUAACCAGUUAGUAAUCAAACCCGUCUUAAAUACUUCUCAUUUAAUUUUAAUAGUCAGUGUGAGAAAAGACUAUAAAUCACAGUGAUCGUGCAGUCUUCAUCAUUUGAAAAACAGUGGGAAGUGAAUGAGUAUGCCAUUGAAGAAAUUUUAAUUUCACAAUGAGUUUUUUUCUUUUGUAACCAUUUUAUUCUAAUUUGAAUAUUCCAGUGACAAGCCAAGGGAAAAUAGUUUUACAACAUUGCAUUUUCUAGUUGCUGGAUAUAUAGGUAGCCCCCUAAAUGUCAAAUUUGAUUGACAGAAUUAAUGCUUUUUAAAAAUGUCUUUUAAUUAUUGACUACAAUGCUCUUCCUAUAGCUGGAUAUUGAACUAUUUUUGAGUAAGCAGUAAUUAGACAUAGGCAGUUCUUAAAGCAGCAUUUACAGUCAGUGUGUGUCUCAACUUACAAAAGUAUACUCAAACUAAAUGUUGUCCUUUUGUAAAUGCAAUUCAUCACCAUGCCAAAAGGUCUGUCCUGUUUGCUUUUAACUAUGCAACAAAUUGCUUUGAUAUGUAAAAAACAUUUAUGAAUUGUUCUUUGUCUUUGUGUGCUUAUCCUUCCUUCUCAGAAUAUGCUAUCAUUCCCAUCAUUAUCUUAUUUAUACUCAAAAAAAAAACAAAAAAAGUAUCAUUUAUGUGUGUGUAUAACGAAAAUUCACAAAUUUGUUUUUUUCUCUAUCUUUUGUAAUGUAUCAUGUGGAAUGCUUGUUCGUUAUGUCCUGUCAUUUAAAUUUAAGCAGAAGAAAAAAAAGUGAUAAUCCAAGCAAUGAUGAUAAUUAUAUAUAAAUCUAUAUCAAUCAAUAUUAAUAAAGCCAUUUGGAUUUAAUUUU